Molecule: messenger RNA, 3294 nt
Organism: Folsomia candida
Lineage: Eukaryota; Metazoa; Arthropoda; Collembola; Entomobryomorpha; Isotomidae
Product: protein argonaute-4
Exons: 16
Coding region: 1-3090 (1029 amino acids)
Molecular function (GO): protein binding; RNA binding
Source: RefSeq, a predicted model, not a curated record
AUGACUGGAAGAGGGAGAAGUGAUGGUGGUGGUGGUGAUCGCGGUGGUGGCGGCGGAGGAAGGGGGGCUGGUCGCGGUGCGCCGGGUGGUGGCGGCGGUGGUUUCACACCUCGCGAAUUUCGCCCCGGCGACUGGAAAUGUGGCGAGUGUGGAAAAGAUGGAAAUUUCGCCAACAAUCCGAAUUGUUAUCGAUGCCAGGCUCCCAAACCUGGUGGAGGCGGUGGCGGAGGAGGUAGCGCUCCGUCCAGUGGUGGUCGCGGUGGAUAUGUCGAUCGCGGUGGUGGCCGUGGUGGAGGCGGAGAUCGUGGCGGAUUUCGCGGUGGUCGUGGUGGUGGCGGCCGUGUCACUCAUGGGCCACCCACCUUUAGUAAAUCUCCCCUCCCAACCUACACAUUGAAAGACCUGCCACGUAUAGACGCCACUUUCGGCGGCCCUGGUUGGGCGGACUACCCUUUCGCUAAAAAAGAGGACGUCCUCCUGCAAACCUACCGCGGUCCGGAGCCUUCCCUCGCGUCCGAAAUUAUCCCCGUCUCCGUAAACCACUUUCCCCUCAAGGGUUUCAAACUCCCCAAGAAAAUUUACCACUACGAAGUCGCCAUGGAACGUGUUCGACGUGAAGCGGGUGGAGGUGACGACAAAAAAGCUCCUCCAAAACAAGAAAAACCCCCCACUCGAGGUGCGGGUCGUGGCGGAAAACGUGGUGGCGGUGGACGAGGUGCUCCCCCACCUCCGAGGGACGACCCAGCUGCUCCCGGUGGCGCGGCUUUGCCUCCACGUCGCCUCCCCAAACCUAUCCCCCAAUUAAUCCUCACCGUCCUGCUGGAACGCAUCAGAGAAGAGACGCAUCACUACGGGAUCGUCUCCGACCUCUCGAACAAUAUCUAUUCGACCGAACCCCUGGAAAACUUAGGCGUUCCGUGGGUGCACCCUAUCUCGAUGAAGGAUGUGGAUCAAACCAUCCUGCAAGAAGAGGACGAUGGCGAAGUCACCGUUACGAUUAGCCCGACCGGGCAGCAGAUUGAUACUUAUGCGAUGCAAGCGCAGUAUAAUCAGAUCGGGACAUGGAAGGGAUUUGAGAUGGAUCCUUCAGUAAAAUCGACCCUGGAACAGGUUUACAACGCCAUCGUGAAGAGUCUCCCGACCUACAGGUUCCUUCCCUUGGGGCGAUCGAAUUUGGCCCGCUGGCCGGACGGACCUCAAGGCACGAGCGAGCUGGGUGGUGGGGUCGUUUGCUGGAGGGGGAUUAGUGCCAAUAUUGGGAUGGGGUGGCACCCGUAUCUUUGUGCCGAUCUCGCUCACUGCGCUUUUCUGACUGAUACACGCGUCAUGGAUGCGCUAAAUGAGAAGUUUGGAGAUCCAAAUCGUUGGCAAGGGUGGCAAUUCCAGGAGGCGAAAUCAUUUUUGAGAAAUGUCAAGGUGAAGUACACCGUGAAAGGGAGGACGCUUGCCGGUAAGGUGACUGACCUCCUGCCAAAGUCUGUGUCGCAAGAGACCUUCCGCUGGGAGGAGAGAAAUCGUGACAUCACGGUUUAUGACUACUUUACCUCACACCAUGGCAUUCGACUCGACAAACAUGGGCUUUGUUUAGAGUUGCGGAACCGAUGCAAAGUUCCUGCAGAGUUAUGCGUCAUCAAAAAGGGGCAGUCUUUCAGCCGCAAGUUGGAAGACUUACAGACGAGGAACAUGCUCACCGUGGCGAAAAAAGAUCCUGCCGUGUUAAAGGCUGAAAUUGAGCGAGAGAUGAGAGACAUGCCGUCCCAAAAUAACAAUGUCAUGCAAGCCUGGGGCGUCAAUAUUGGUACAGAGAUGCUCCGCCUGGAUAAAACCAGAGUCCUGGGGGCGCCACAGUUACGAUACGGGGCAGGAACUGGGCCCAAUUCCGGCAAGGGGGAUGCCAUCGUUACACCCCAAAAAGGACAGUGGGAUCCUUGGAACGCGGAUUUUGCAUUCCUCGACCCUAAAAGUGUGAAAACCUGGGCUAUCGUAAAAGUCGGCGGUGAAGGCGACAGAUCCGCACCGGACGAUCACGCAAUCAUGGAAUUUGCUAAAAAACUGCAAAAUCACGGUGUCCGUAAACGCCUCUCGUUCCAAACUAGACCGAUCCGGGAAGACGUAGACAUGGCGCAUCUGCGCCCGAAUGGGAACAACAAUGUCCACGAGCUCAUCGGCCUGUUUGACUUCUUGGCCAAGAAAAAUUGCGACCUCGUCGUCUGCAUCAUUCCAAAGAAGAAUUCGCCCCUGUACUCGCACAUCAAGCAGGCGGCCGAGCUGCAGGCGGGGGUGGGGCUCUUGACGCAGUGUGUCGUGGCUCAAAAUGUGACGAAAUGUCAGGACGCGACCGUGCAGAAUAUCCUGCUCAAGAUCAACAGUAAACUAGGUGGGACAAAUUAUGCCAUGUUGACCCCACCGGAUUCCAAAGUUUUGAGUCAGAUUGACAUCAUGCGGUGUCCCAUGUUGACCAUUGGGGCGGAUGUGACCCAUCCACCGCCAGGGUCGAUGAAAAAGAUUCAAGUCGGCAAAGGGAAAACGGAAGACGUCGCCAUUCCCAGCUUCGCCGCGGUCACGGGAUCAAUUGAUAUGACAGGCAUGCCAUUUAUGAUGGAUAUCCGCGCUCAGCGCAAAGCUGACCGCGGCGCGGCGGAAGUUGUCCAAGACUUGGACACCAUCAUGUUGAGCAUGCUAAAAAUGUUUGAAAACAAGACGAGAGGAAUUCGCCCUAGGAAAAUUAUCUACUUCCGGGAUGGCGUUGGAGAAGGACAGUUUCCAGAAGUUUUACAUACCGAAAUGCUGGCCAUGAGGAAGGCAUGUAACCAACUGAGAGAUUACGAUGAGGGUCCCUACCAGCCAAAAAUCACUUUCGUCACGGUCCAAAAGCGACACAAGACCCGCUUCUUCUACCAUUCGCCGCAAGGUGUGUCUAAUCCACCCCCUGGAACUGUAGUCGACAAAGAAAUCGUCCACCAUACGGAGACGGACUUUUACCUCUGUUCUCACGCUGGGAUGAUGGGUACCAGCCGACCCACGCGGUACCACGUGCUGUGGGACGACUCAAACUUCACUGCAGACCAGAUCCAAACCCUCACUUAUUAAAAAAAAGGUCGUCUUUAUUGAUUCCCAAUUUUAGCCAUUACAUUUGAAUUACAAGUGAACCAAACCUCACAUAAGUGAGAAAUAGAUGGUCACAGGUUCCUAACUAUGGUGCCCGUAGUGCAAUGGACACCGCACAGACCUGUGCAACAAGUCAGAGAGGAAAACCACAAGGGAAAAAACUCUCUGCCAGUACUGGGAAUUGAA